Diorhabda carinulata is the source of this 2302-nucleotide messenger RNA. RefSeq names its product antichymotrypsin-2-like. The transcript has 4 exons. Lineage: Eukaryota; Metazoa; Arthropoda; Insecta; Coleoptera; Chrysomelidae. The coding region runs from base 39 to 1199 and encodes 386 amino acids. The record is from RefSeq and is a predicted model, not a curated record. Gene Ontology annotation, molecular function: serine-type endopeptidase inhibitor activity.
CUCAGAGUUAGUUCUUCUUCGACAGCAUAGUUGCCAAGAUGUAUUUCGGUUUUUUUAUUUUAUCCUUAGCGUUAAUAGCCGGUUGUAACUCCGAUAAUGUAAAAAGUAUAGUUCAAGGUAACGAUGAAUUUACUGUGAAAACCUACAAGGAACUGCUCAAAAUUUCUGCCGAUAAUUUCGUUUUCAGUGGAUUGUCUGCGGAAACUGUAUUAGCCUUGUUGGCCAACGGUGCUAAAGGAGAAACAAGGAGUCAACUUUUAAAAGGACUUAGUUUACCAGAAAAUCUAGAUUCAACUAACAACGGUUACAAAGAAUUGCUUCCGAGUUUAAACAUCGAUAAAGAAUCGUUAAAAUUAUCUUCAGCUAACAGAAUAUAUCCAGCAAAAGGUUUUUCGAUAACUGAAGCUUUCAAUAACACAGCAGUCAACGUUUACGAAUCAGGUGUACAGAACUUAGACUACACCAAUCAACAAGCAGCAGCUAGUACCAUCAAUCAAUGGGUUGAAGAGAAAACUAAUAAUAAAAUUAAGAAUCUCAUAGAUCCAAACAAGUUAUCUUCUUCGACGGUACUAGUUUUGGUGAACGCUUUGUAUUUCAGCGGAGAAUGGACAGAUCAUUUCGAUUAUGUAUCGAAAGGACCUUUCUUCACUUCAGCUACUGCUUCCAAAGAAGUUGAUUUCAUGCGUACGGAAACUUGGGCUAAAUAUAGCCACGAUGAUAAUUUGAAAGCUACGUUUUUGGAAAUGGAUUUCAUAUAUGGAAACGUCAGUAUGACUUUCGUUUUACCCGACAGUCGAACUGGGUUAACAGCCACAGAAAAUAAUUUACAAGAAUAUUUGAAACCGAAAAAAAUGGAAUAUGCAAGAGUUGCUGUUACAAUACCUAAAUUUAAAAUCGAAACUACUAUAGAUUUUAAACCGAUUUUACAAUCAUUCGGAAUCGAAAAAAUCUUUACAAAUGGUGAUUUGAGUGGAAUAUCCAGUGAAGGCCCAUUGAAGGUUGACUUCGUGGUACAAAAAGCGUUCAUUGAUUGCAAUCAAAAAGGAGUCGAAGCUGCGGCAGCAACAGCAGUCAAAGUUUUUCCGCCUUCGUUACCCCCACCUGCUGAGCAUACAUUCAACGCAGACCACCCGUUUAUCUUUUAUAUCAGAGAAAAUUAUUACGGGACGACACUGUUUGCAGGCAGAUUUAACACAUAAUACAGAGUGAUUCAAUUCACUUAACUAGCAAAUCGUUUGUUAAUUUUUAUUUUACUUUUAUUGUUUUCCUUAAUGAAAUAAAAAAAUUCUGAAAUCGCACAUUUACUUCAAAAAAUAUUUUUGUACAAGCCCCCAUACAUAAGUACGUUUAUCUAUUGUUUCAAAUCAACAUAAUUAAUAAGUGUUAAAAAACCCUCUAUGUCAACCGCUUUAUCUAUUGUUAUUUGAAAUUUUAUUUUUUUUUAGUUGGUACAAUUGCCGUAUUUCUAUCCCCACUAUAUAGAAUUAAUAAUGACUCUAUGAUCCUCAGUUAUUAAUACACAUUUCAAAACGUUUUAUUUAUCUAUGAUAGUGUAUCUACAAACAAACAAUCCCUCUAUACCCUAAUUUUAUCUAUUGUUAAUUGAAAUAGAUAAUUUUAUUUUUUCAGUUGGUGUAGUUGCAGUAUCUUUACCCCCACCUGCUAAAUAUACGUUCAAGGCCGAUCAUCCGUUUAUAUUCUAUAUUAAAGAAAAUAAUUUUGGUAGAAUACUUUUUACUGGCAGAUUUAAACAUUGAUAUGGUUUAUUUCUAAUAUCACGAUUGACUAACCUCAAAAAUAAUAUGUUUUACAAAAUGAUAAUAUAAAAAUUUUUUCUUUCGUCUUCUUUUUCUUUUUAGUUCGUGACAUUCUCUUCGAACACACUCUACACUGCCCGACACUACACCAAAACAAUGUUCCAUCUCUCUUAUUACUGAUUACAUUAAAUCUUCGAAUAAAGUCCUACUGGUAAUGGAUUUUCGAUUAAUAGAUAAUCGAUUAUUGGUUUAUUAGUAAGAAAACAAGUCGUUCGUAUCGAGGUCAUAGAUAUUGAGGUUGAAUUCGAAGAAAUACGUUUACAUUUAAUAUUUUCUGCCGUAAACAAAAAAUUUAUUAUGUUUUAGUUGGAGUGGUUGGGUAUUCGUUGAUUGAGAGACCUAUCAAAUAUAAUUUCAAAGCUGACCACCCAUUCUUCUUUUAUAUUAGAGAAAAACAUUACGGAACGACACUAUUUGUUGGCAGAUUUAACAAAUAAAACGUUUCCUAUAUGAUAUAGCGAACUAAUAAUAAAUUUUUCUCAAUU